CAGCCGGGUCCUUCUUCCUCCUGCUGCAGCCGGUGCUCUGGAAGCUUCUGAACGGGACCGGGUGGCGACACCUUAAUCUGAGUCCAUCCGAAGCCGAACCGCGGUAUUCCAUCUCCAGGACUCAUCAGUCUCGCUCUGAAGACUUCCCUUAACAUUUUCCAUCGAUUAGGAAGAGGCGAUGCCCGAAGCAAUGGCUGCACCGAAAGCCUCAAACGCAGGCAAAAACAAAGGAGGGGCGUAUGUGGACCGCGACAAGCCGGCCCAGAUUCGGUUCAGUAACAUUUCUGCUGCCAAAGCUGUUGCAGAUGCCAUCAGAACAAGUCUGGGACCAAAAGGCAUGGACAAGAUGAUCCAGGAUGAGAAAGGUGACGUGACCAUUACCAAUGACGGGGCCACCAUCCUCAAGCAGAUGCAGGUGCUCCACCCGGCUGCCAAAAUGCUGGUGGAACUGUCCAAAGCGCAGGAUAUCGAGGCUGGUGAUGGCACCACCUCUGUUGUAGUGAUUGCUGGAGCUCUGCUGGAUGCCUGCUCCAAACUGCUGCAGAAAGGUAUCCACCCAACCAUCAUCUCCGAGUCCUUCCAGAAGGCCGUGGAUAAGGGCGUGGAGGUGCUGACAGCCAUGAGCCGGCCCGUGCAGCUGAGCGACCGUGAGACGCUGCUCAACAGCGCCACCACAUCGCUGUGCUCUAAGGUGGUGUCGCAGUACUCCAGUCUGCUGGCACCCAUGAGCGUGGACGCUGUUAUGAGAGUCAUCGAACCCGCCACAGCCACCAGCGUCGACCUGCAGGACAUCAAAAUCAUCAAGAAGCUUGGAGGGACCAUUGAUGACUGUGAGCUGGUGGACGGUCUGGUGCUGACACAGAGGGUGGCCAACACCGGUGUGACCCGUGUGGAGAAGGCCAAAAUCGGCCUCAUCCAGUUCUGCCUGUCCCCUCCCAAAACUGAUAUGGACAACCAGAUCGUGGUCUCAGACUACGCCCAGAUGGACCGUGUGCUGCGGGAGGAGCGCGCUUACAUCCUCAACUUGGUGAAACAGAUCAAGAAGGCUGGCUGCAAUGUGCUGCUCAUCCAGAAGUCCAUCCUUAGAGAUGCUCUGAGUGACCUCGCCCUGCAUUUCCUCAACAAGAUGAAGAUCAUGGUGGUGAAAGAAAUCGAGAGGGAGGACAUCGAGUUCAUCUGCAAGACUAUCGGCACCAAGCCCAUCGCCCACAUCGACCACUUCACCCCAGAAAUGCUGGGCACAGCAGAGCUGGCAGAGGAGGUCAAUCUGGACGGCUCCGGCAAACUGAUUAAGAUCACAGGCUGCUCCAGCCCCGGGAAGACAGUGAGCAUCGUCGUUCGGGGCUCUAACAAGCUGGUGAUCGAGGAGGCAGAGCGCUCCAUCCAUGAUGCACUGUGUGUCAUCCGCUGCCUGGUCAAGAAGAGAGCUCUGAUAGCUGGCGGCGGUGCUCCUGAGAUCGAGCUGGCUGUGCGUCUGGCAGAAUACUCCCGCACCCUGGGUGGUAUGGAGGCUUACUGCGUGAGGGCGUAUGGUGACGCCCUAGAGGUCAUCCCCUCGACGCUCGCUGAGAAUGCCGGCCUGAACCCCAUCUCCACUGUGACGGAGCUCCGCAACAGACAUGCACAGGGAGACAAGAUGGCCGGCAUCAACGUCCGCAAGGGAGGAAUCUCCAACAUCCUGGAGGAGCUGGUGGUGCAGCCUCUCCUGGUUUCCAUCAGUGCUCUGACGUUGGCCACAGAGACGGUCCGCAGUAUCCUCAAGAUCGACGAUGUUGUGAACACCCGAUAAGUCUGUCCAGUGAGUUCUGUCAUGAAGCCUGCUCGUACUGCGAGGGAUCAGAGGACUCUGUCGACGUCAGUCUGUUCAGAUUUCCGCUGUAGUUGUUACGUUGCCUAAUUUAAUAAACAAAGGCUUGUUUUUUUUUUGUUGACACUCCA
Amphiprion ocellaris (clown anemonefish) is the source of this 1938-nucleotide messenger RNA. It is a transcript of the gene cct4, whose product is annotated as chaperonin containing TCP1, subunit 4 (delta). The coding region runs from base 179 to 1789 and encodes 536 amino acids. Gene Ontology annotation, biological process: protein folding. The record is from RefSeq and is a predicted model, not a curated record. Gene Ontology annotation, cellular component: chaperonin-containing T-complex. The transcript is spliced from 13 exons. Lineage: Eukaryota; Metazoa; Chordata; Actinopteri; Pomacentridae. Gene Ontology annotation, molecular function: ATP-dependent protein folding chaperone; ATP hydrolysis activity; ATP binding.